GCCUGGCUGCCUGCCACACCUGCGUGUGUCCCGGGCUGCUGUGGGGAGAAGUACAGCCCUUCCACUUUGCUGCCUCUGCAAGGGCCUCCUUCCCUCUGUAAUGAUCCCGCUUACCCAGAGACCCACAGGGCUUGUGCCAGCAACACUGAGGAUCUAGAAAUGGUUGUCAACUACAAAGGACUGCUCAUCUCACGCUCCACUGCUGGCCCUGGGCAUCUAUCUCUUAUGGAAAGUAAAGGCUGCCAUUCCACGCUUGGUAACGAUACAGGAGGGGAGCGCGGGCCGCGCCAGUGCAUCGAGCGAGAGGCAGCCGCCGAGAUGGACGUGUUCCUCAUGAUCCGGCGCCACAAGACCACUAUCUUCACGGACGCCAAGGAGUUGAGCACAGUGUUUGAGCUGAAGCGCAUCAUCGAGGGCAUCCUCAAGAGGCCGCCCGACGAGCAGAGGCUGUACAAGGAUGACCAGCUUCUAGAUGAUGGCAAAACACUGGGAGAGUGUGGCUUUACCAGCCAAGCAGCAAGGCCACAGGCCCCAGCCACAGUGGGGCUGGCUUUCCGUGCAGAUGACACCUUUGUGGCCCUGCGCAUUGAGCCCUUCUCUAGCCCUCCGGACCUUCCAGAUAUGAUGAAGCCUCAGCACUCUGGUGGCAACGCCAGUGAACAAGCUGUACAGUGA
Octodon degus (degu) is the source of this 675-nucleotide messenger RNA. RefSeq names its product elongin-B-like. Bases 160 to 675 code for a protein of 171 amino acids. NCBI's taxonomy places the organism in Eukaryota, Metazoa, Chordata, Mammalia, Rodentia, Octodontidae. Gene Ontology annotation, molecular function: protein binding. Gene Ontology annotation, biological process: transcription elongation by RNA polymerase II. The transcript is spliced from 3 exons. The record is from RefSeq and is a predicted model, not a curated record. Gene Ontology annotation, cellular component: VCB complex; elongin complex.